Molecule: messenger RNA, 1870 nt
Organism: Phodopus roborovskii (desert hamster)
Lineage: Eukaryota; Metazoa; Chordata; Mammalia; Rodentia; Cricetidae
Gene: Cckbr
Product: cholecystokinin B receptor
Exons: 5
Coding region: 191-1546 (451 amino acids)
Biological process (GO): phospholipase C-activating G protein-coupled receptor signaling pathway
Cellular component (GO): plasma membrane
Molecular function (GO): cholecystokinin receptor activity; gastrin receptor activity
Source: RefSeq, a predicted model, not a curated record
AGAGCCUGGGACCGGCUGGAGCCAAGGCCAGGCUGGCGGAGGAGUGGAGGGGUAGGAGACACGGCAGGGGGCGGGAACCAAGAGGGGCGGGCAAUGUGGUGGGCGGGAGCCUGAACCACCAGCGCUUCGGGAGCAGGUGGAACCGGGGCUGUAGCCCACUUGGAGGAGCUGAGUAGGACUUCUGGGGACCAUGGAGCUGCUCAAGCUGAACCACAGUAUCCAAGGACCGGGGCCAGGGCCGGGGUCCUCCUUGUGCCGCCCGGGUGUCCCCCUCCUCAAUGGCAGCAACGCGGGCAAUCUCAGCUGCGAGCCCCCUCGCAUCCGCGGAACCGGGACCAGAGAGUUAGAGCUGGCCAUCAGAGUCACCCUUUACGCUGUGAUCUUUCUGAUGAGUGUCGGAGGAAAUAUACUCAUCAUUGUGGUCCUGGGACUGAGCCGGCGCCUGAGAACUGUCACCAAUGCCUUCCUGCUCUCCCUGGCAGUCAGUGACCUCCUGCUGGCUGUGGCUUGCAUGCCCUUCACACUCCUGCCCAACCUCAUGGGCACGUUCAUCUUCGGCCCAGUCAUUUGCAAGGCUGUUUCCUACCUCAUGGGAGUAUCAGUGAGUGUGUCAACUCUAAAUCUCAUGGCCAUUGCCCUGGAGCGGUACAGCGCCAUCUGCAGACCACUGCAAGCACGAGUGUGGCAGACACGCUCCCAUGCAGCUCGGGUGAUCUUAGCCACGUGGCUACUGUCUGGACUGCUUAUGGUACCUUAUCCUGUGUACACCGCGGUACAGCCAGUGGGCCCUCGAGUCCUGCAGUGUGUGCAUCGCUGGCCCAGCGCACGUGUCCGCCAAACCUGGUCAGUGCUGCUGCUAAUGCUCUUGUUCUUCAUCCCGGGAGUGGUUAUGGCGGUGGCCUAUGGUCUCAUCUCUCGUGAGCUCUACCUUGGGCUUCGCUUUGAUGGUGAUGACGGUGAGACCCAAAGCCGGGUCCGAAACCAAGGAAGCCUGCCCGGUGGGGCAGCACCAGGGCCUGUCCACCAAAACGGGGGUUGCCGGCCUGAGACUAGCCUGGCUGGGGAAGACAGUGAUGGCUGCUACGUGCAACUUCCACGUUCCCGACUGGAGAUGACAGCUCUGACCACGCCCACUCCUGGGUCAGACCCUGGCCCUCGACCCAACCAAGCCAAGCUACUGGCUAAAAAACGAGUGGUGCGAAUGCUGCUGGUGAUUGUUAUGCUUUUCUUCUUGUGUUGGCUGCCAGUGUACAGUGCCAACACGUGGCGCGCCUUCGAUGGCCCAGGGGCACACAGAGCACUCUCAGGGGCCCCUAUCUCUUUCAUUCACUUGCUGAGUUACGUCUCUGCCUGUGUCAACCCCCUGGUCUACUGUUUCAUGCACCGCCGCUUUCGCCAGGCCUGCCUGGACACAUGCGCCCGAUGUUGCCCACGGCCUCCACGAGCUCGCCCCCGGCCUCUUCCAGAUGAGGAUCCUCCUACUCCCUCCAUUGCUUCACUGUCCAGGCUAAGCUAUACCACCAUCAGCACACUGGGACCUGGCUGAGGGGCUGAGGGAGUGGAGAGUGAGACAAGACACAUGAUCCCUAUCAACUGACCUAUCCAAACACAUAUGAAACACACCAGGACCAGUCCAGGUGGACAUCCAACAGCAUGGAUAGACCCCUACACAGAGAAAAUGUUACCUUUGCUGCUCCACCUGAAACAGAUAAUCUCAUAUAGGAAAGAAGGCACACUUCUAAUAUGGGACAAGUCCCACCCUAGGCAUGUGGAACUGACUGCACUGGAUAGACAACCACAAUGUCUGUAGCAGUGAAUUUCCCCACACAUCGGGAGCUCUCACAAGGGCUGACUGGCUCCUCAUAUAUAU